UUGAUAGUAGAAUGUCAUCAGCAAACUGGCAUUGGAAGCAACUUGACUGUAGCAAAUUCGCUAAGGAAUACUUCAAAGAGAAGCUCGUCGGUUUGAAGGUCAAUGAUGAGCUUACAAUCGAAGAACUAAAGGAAUGUGAUGGCGACGUUACACUUGGACAGCGCAAGUCAAAAUUAGUGACGAUCUACGACUUAAAGAUCGUCGUUGAAUGGUCAGUAGGAGAACAAAGAGGACGCACUCAUGUACCAGAAGUCUCACAUGAGGCUAUCGACGGAUUGGAUGAAUAUGUAUUCGAGACAACUCUCAUUAAAGGUCAAGCUGAUGGACAAUUCGACCACAUCCGCAAAGAAGUUAUUCCACAAACACUCAAACCAAUAUUUGAUCAAUUCCCAGUUGAUCUUCGAGAGAAAUAUGGCGCUCACGUCCAGAUUUCACAAUCGAACACACCAACACCAUCACCAGCACCAGAAGCAGCUCCAGCGGUUAAGAAAACUGAAAAGGUUGAAGUUCCACAACAGAAAGUAUCCCAGAAGGGUUCACUCAACACCUCAACUGUCAGACUUGAAGAACGUUAUCAGAUUUCAGCGGACGAAUUCUUCGAUGUGCUCACCAACAAGCAACGCGUACCUAUGUGGACACGUGCACCAGCUGAGAUUGAACCUAAAGUUGGCGCAAAUGUCGUUCUUUUCGGUGGUGGUGUUAAAGGUAAAGUCACAGAUGUUGUACCUGGCAAGAAGAUCACAAUGGAUUGGUCAUUAACAGGCGGAAAGUGGCCAGAAGGACAUAACGCUUCAUUGACAAUCAGCCUCAACCAAGGUGAUGACUCAACCACAGCAGAAUUCAUCUUGAAUGGUGUACCAAUCGGACUCGAAGAAGACGUGCAACCAAGUCUAGAACAGUACUACAUCAAGCCAUUGAAAUUACUUUUUGGCACAGUUCUUUAGAAACUUAAAAACAUUCCAUACAUUUCAUUAUCAAAUAAUUAGAUUAGAAUAUAAAUAAGAUUGUCC
Wallemia mellicola CBS 633.66 is the source of this 1010-nucleotide messenger RNA. RefSeq lists its product as hypothetical. The record is from RefSeq and is a predicted model, not a curated record. Gene Ontology annotation, biological process: positive regulation of ATP-dependent activity; protein folding. Bases 12 to 944 code for a protein of 310 amino acids. Lineage: Eukaryota; Fungi; Basidiomycota; Wallemiomycetes; Wallemiales; Wallemiaceae. Gene Ontology annotation, cellular component: cytosol. The transcript has 5 exons. Gene Ontology annotation, molecular function: ATPase activator activity; protein-folding chaperone binding.